AUGUACAAAACCAGAGCGGCCUUCGACACCAUCUCGCCCCCACAACUCGCUCCCGAUGGUCCCGAGCGGUCGCUCGAUCUACCGUUUUAUUCGCUCGCCGCCAAACACCCCGGCGUCAAGCUCUCGUACCACGCCCGCACGGUGCUCUUUUCGUACACGGGCAAGCAGCAGGCCGACAAUGCAUUGAAAUGGCUCAUGGACGAGCUUAUCGAGGACAAUGACGAGCUGGUGUGUCUCAAAAUCAUCGACAAACAUAGCGCCAAGGACGUGGAAAAGUACCACAAGCAGGCGGCCGAUAUUUUGCGGGCCGUGGUCGCGGAGGCAGACAAGGUCGGCAAAAAGCUUACCAUCGACGUUGAGCUGGGCCAGGGCUCCGUCUCCAAGGUCGUCAAGCACUGCACCUAUCUGUACCAGCCUGCUCUGGCUGUGGUCGCUCGAACCAACUACAUCGAUCCUCGAGUCAGUGAAAUGCCUAAGGAUACCGCCACAAACUAUCUGUUGCGUUCGUCAGUGGUGCCCGUCAUUGUGGUGCGUCCACCAAUGAUCGACAAGUGGCAGGAGCGCAAAAAGGCCCACGCCAACGACCAGCCGCCGUUCACCGUGCCCUGGUUGAUUCACGACCCCCGAAUCACUGUACCCAAGGACUACGAAACCCAGCAGGGCCUGUUGGAGAACCCCUCGUUCAAACUCGACGACCUCAAGCUGCUGCAGCAUUACCAGAUCGACUACAAGAAGCAGCCCACCGGCACGUCGCUCCAGGUUCCUUCUACCGCCCCCAACAGACGCAUGUCUAGCAACGCCUCGCAAUCGCCCUCCAACAUGCGAACGCCAGCGCCAGAGACUCUUUCGGCACCCACGUCACCGGCCCAGAUGCGCACAAACUCCGUCGGAGGGGGAGGCCUACCCCACCCCAUGUAUAAAGCCGAUGGAUUCCUACAGCUUCCACCAGACUCCAGUGCACUCAAGAAGCAGCAGCAGCGACGUAAGUCGACCCUGCUGUUGGACGACGAGCCUCCCAAGCCUCCACCUACCCCGGCCGACCGGUACGACGAGAACGCCCUUGACGACUCGUCUCCCGAAAGAGACAACAGUGGCUCUCAACCUCCAUCUUCCCGAACGAUUUCCAUUGUGCAUCCUGAGAAACCCGAGCGAUCUCGGUCUCGAGGAAAGGACAAUUUGCGGCCUUCUCUGUCGCUGACCCGAACACUAUCCAGCUCGUCCAUGUCGUCCGACUCGUCCAAGUCGUCCCACAAGUGGGGUCUGGGCUGGCUCAAGGGUAAGAGCAGCAAAAAGAAGAAGGGCGGCAGCAGCGGAAACAGCCUCAAGCCCUCCGUCACCAACUAG
Yarrowia lipolytica CLIB122 is the source of this 1344-nucleotide messenger RNA. RefSeq lists its product as uncharacterized. The record is from RefSeq and is a predicted model, not a curated record. NCBI's taxonomy places the organism in Eukaryota, Fungi, Ascomycota, Dipodascomycetes, Dipodascales.